UGUGAUGGUUGGGAGAUGCCGCGGCUCUUGGUGCUCUGCGUGUUUGUAGCCAUCUUCAGCUACGUUUCUGUUUCUAUAGAGGUUUGCACCAGCGCCUUGAUACCAGGAGCUAAAGGGGACCAAGGUGAGAUUGGAGAUGAUGGAGAUCAGGGGAAACUGGGGAAGAAUGGACCACCAGGACUUCCAGGAGUGCCGGGGGAGUUGGGCCUUAAAGGAGAAUUGGGCCACACAGGAAAGAUUGGGCCUACUGGAGACAGAGGUGACAAGGGUGAUAAAGGUUUAGAUGGACCAGCUGGUUUAAAAGGGAAACCAGGUACAAUGUGUGACUGUGGGAGGUACAGGAAGGUGGUUGGACAGCUCGAUAUCAAUGUAGGCAAGCUGGGGAAUGCAGUCAAGUUUGUGAAGAACGUGGUUCUAGGCUUGAGAGAAACAGAAGAGAGGUACUACCUGCUGGUGAAGGAGCCCAAGAGGUUUAGAGAGGCUUUAAUGAACUGCAAGCUCAGAGGAGGCACCCUGGCCAUGCCCAAAAGCACCAACAUCAACCGUCUCAUGGCAGACUAUGUUAGUCAGGCAGGACUGACAAGAGUGUAUAUAGGAGUGCAGACUCAAACCGAGGGCGUGAACGGGAGCAGUCACGUUUAUGCAGACUCCACCCCUCUGCAGGGUUUUGUAUCUUGGAGCCAAGAGGAGGAGCUACAGCCCAACACAAACUCCAGCUGCGUGGAGCUGCUCAGCACUGGAACGUGGGCUCACGUGGAGUGUGAAGCCACCAUGUUUUUCAUCUGUGAGUUCCCGAAGAGCAGGAGGAGAAGAGAAGGAAGAGAGGCAGUUGCCUCGUCAUCAUCGUGACCUUUACCACUCACUGCACAUGUCAAGACAAGGAUCAGA
This is a messenger RNA of Pelmatolapia mariae (spotted tilapia), 888 nucleotides long. RefSeq names its product collectin sub-family member 10 (C-type lectin) (gene colec10). The coding region runs from base 16 to 849 and encodes 277 amino acids. The transcript has 7 exons. The record is from RefSeq and is a predicted model, not a curated record. Lineage: Eukaryota; Metazoa; Chordata; Actinopteri; Cichliformes; Cichlidae.